UCUACACACACGAUGCCACAUCGUCAUGGCAGAUCACACCAUCAACUGACACGAACCUCGCAAGUAUGACGAAGGACCACGGCUUGUGUUGAGGGGAGGGUAUAAAGGAGGACAUCCGCAUCUGGACGCACACCGUCGAAGGAAGAGACACAUCCUUUUACUCAGGUCCUCGAGGACAAAGAUAGCUAUAGGUCCGCUCAAGGAGAACUAGAUCUACAUUUUACAAGCUACAAAAGACCUCGAAGUGGAACCCGCGGCGACUCACUCUCCAAGUGAUCUAGGAGCUAGGAGCUAGGAGGAUCAGACCCAUCGCGACCUUCGAUCGAACGUGCAUCGUUGAGGACCAGCCAAGAUGGAGGCUCAAUCGAAUCACCGGAUCAACGGGUUCUCGAUCUUCACCCUGAUCGUCUUUAUCGCAGUGAACGUCCUGGUCGUCUUCCCGAUCCGGAUCCCGCUCCCAAGACCCCUCACCCGAGCAUUAGUCACGCUCUUCAGGAAGCUUAGGAUCCUCAACACCCCCGAAACUUCAUCCUCAACGUCCGGUCCUCAUACGCAAACCAUAAACUCAUGCUCAACCUCAACUUCUCCCAACCCGCCUGUUCAGACCCCGAGAGCAAGCAAUCCCGACCCCGACGGAGAUCAAGAUCAAGAUCAAGAUCCUGAAGAAGAUGACCUCUUAGAGAAACAAUACCACUUCCCCAUAACCCUCAGUACCGCCCCCGUUAUCGGAGUAUUGCUCUUACUGGCUAGUACGAGCAUCCCCGGGGACGUCGUUCGGACGGGGAUCGUCGGGAGUGGAGGGGUGAAGCCUUAUGAUAUCAUGACGUUGUUCAUCUCGCUCGCCUACAUCUCGUUAUCCCUGGAUUGCACCGGGUUGUUACGAUACAUGGCCUUCUGGGUCUCGCUCAAGGGCGGGACGUCAGGAAGGAGACUCUACCUGUUCUUCUUCUUGUUCUUCUUCUUUUUCGGGGUCAUCGUCGGGAACGACCCGAUCAUCCUCUCCGGAACAUCCUUCCUGGCCUACUUUUCCCGUAUCGCCGGCAUCUCCCCACCACGCGCUUGGAUCUUCAUGCAAUUCGCAUCGUGCAACAUCGCCUCGGCCGUCCUCGUCUCUUCCAACCCGACCAACCUGGUGCUCACGGGCGCAUACGACGUAUCCUUCCUCGUCUAUUCUGCUUGGACGGUCCUCCCCGUCUUGGCUACCGGUUUCGUCCUCUUCCCUAUACUCGUCUGGGGGGUGUUUAGGGAUAAAGAAGAUCAGCUCAUCCCGAGACGGUUGGAGACGCCGGAUGUGGACCCGAAGACGGCCCUGAUCGAUAAGAACGGGGCCAUCUUCGGGUCCGUCUUGCUCGGGGUCGCCCUGGCGCUCCUAGUCGGUCUGAGCGCUGGAGGGUUGUUGCACGGCGUGCAGGGGGUGUGGACGGUCACGGCUCCUGCGGCGAUAGUCAUGCUAGCCAGGGAUCUGUGGUACGACAUGAAAAAGUUCAAGAAGGGGGGCUCGUCCGCGGAUAGGGUGAGCGGUGCGGAUGGAGGAGCGGGGGUGGACGAACUGGAGUUACAGGGUAUGGACGACUUGUCCGGUUCGAAAGGCGUCGUCGAAGCUGGGAAGGCACCCAAGCCGACAUCGAACGGGUCGAUCCAGAUCCCUCAGGAAGUGCAUAGUAAUGGCAAGGCGGAAACUUCGAUGACGAUGAGACGCAGGAAUUCGGGGAUGAACCCUACGAGCGUCACCCUCAGCUCACCCAUCACUCGGAACACCUCCAUCUCCCUCCCUCCGUCGACCUCCUCCAUUCCUCCCAAAACGCAACCUCGACAAAAACGGACCUUCCAAUCCACCUUUCAAGCGAUCCCUCAGCACUUUCCCACCUUUACGCACGUCUUCGUCCGACUCCCCCUCCCGCUGCUGCCGUUCGCGUUCUCGAUGUUCAUCCUCGUCGAAGCGUUGUCGUACGUCGGGUGGAUAAGGGUGUUUGGCGGGUGGUGGACCAGUUGGGUGAAGGUGGCCGGGUUGGCAGGGGCUAUCUUCUUGAUGGGCGUUUUGAGCGUUUUGGGGUGUAAUGCAUUCGGCACUAAUAUCGGAGCGACGAUCCUCCUCAGCCGGGUCCUCCAACAGUGGUCCAACAACGCGAACAACGUCGUCUCGAAUCGGGUCUUGUACGGGUCGCUUUAUACGUUGGCUUUGGGGAGCAAUUAUGGGGCUUUCAGUUAUACUUUCUCGGCAUCACUCGCCGGCCUGUUGUGGAAAUCCAUCCUCGCGCAAAAGGGGAUCCAGGUCGGCAGGUGGGAGUUUGCGAAGAAUAAUGCGGUGAUCGUGCUCGUCUGCAUGAUCGUCGGGUGUCUGGUCGUCGCGGCCGAGGUCUGUGUCAUGUACGACGAUUAAUUGAAGGGGAAGGGUCUGCUCGUGUUUAAGAGGAUAACAAAGUAAAUAGAAAGUAAAUAUGGGAUCUGAACAUGUGAUCGUCGCUCCCUGGCUUGGUCGGAUGAUUAUCGGUAGGAUGUGUCGGACGAUUAUCGGAUGAUUUCCCC
This is a messenger RNA of Filobasidium floriforme, 2526 nucleotides long. RefSeq lists its product as uncharacterized. The coding region runs from base 353 to 2380 and encodes 675 amino acids. Lineage: Eukaryota; Fungi; Basidiomycota; Tremellomycetes; Filobasidiales; Filobasidiaceae. The transcript is spliced from 6 exons. Gene Ontology annotation, cellular component: membrane. The record is from RefSeq and is a predicted model, not a curated record. Gene Ontology annotation, biological process: transmembrane transport.